Molecule: messenger RNA, 1390 nt
Organism: Rosa rugosa (rugosa rose)
Lineage: Eukaryota; Viridiplantae; Streptophyta; Magnoliopsida; Rosales; Rosaceae
Product: abscisic acid receptor PYL3-like
Exons: 3
Coding region: 307-861 (184 amino acids)
Biological process (GO): abscisic acid-activated signaling pathway
Cellular component (GO): nucleus; cytoplasm
Molecular function (GO): signaling receptor activity; abscisic acid binding; protein phosphatase inhibitor activity
Source: RefSeq, a predicted model, not a curated record
CAUUGUCGGUGGAGAGUGGACUCUCUCUCUCUCUCUCUCUCUCUCUCUCCUUCACAGAUUUAUGAUAACCCGCCAAGCUAAGCUAAGCUAAGCUUAAGCUUAAGGUAAGCUAAAGCUCGUACCUUUUUUACACCAAAGCCUCUCUCUUUCGAAUAAUAAAAAAAAAAAAAAAAACAUACACAAACAAAGGAAAAGGCUUUUUCAGUCUUUCCUCUCUGGAAGUCUCUCUGUUUUCCUGUCUUGGGUUCUCUGAUACCUCCUCAUUUGUGGGCAAAGGAAGAAGCUUUAUUGGGAGAUAUUGAGAGAAUGAGCAGCGUUGGAGGUGAUUCAAUGGAGGCCCAAUAUAUAAGGAGGCAUCACAGGCACGAACCCAGAGAGAACCAGUGCACUUCUGCUCUGGUUAGGCAUGUUAAAGCCCCUGUGCAUCUUGUAUGGUCAUUAGUCAGGAGAUUUGAUCAACCCCAGAAGUACAAGCCCUUUGUUAGCAGGUGCAUCAUGAGGGGGGACCUUGGCAUUGGGAGUCUUAGAGAAGUGAAUGUUAAAUCUGGGCUUCCAGCAACAACCAGCACUGAGAGGCUGGAGCUUCUCGAUGACGACGAGCACAUUCUUGGCAUCAGGAUCGUUGGUGGUGAUCAUAGGCUCAGGAAUUACUCUUCAAUUAUUACCGUCCAUCCUGAGGUUAUAGAUGGGAGACCAGGGACACUAGUUAUCGAAUCCUUUGUGGUGGAUGUGCCUGAUGGAAAUACCAAGGAUGAGACAUGCUACUUUGUUGAGGCCCUGAUCAGGUGCAACCUCAAGUCUUUGGCUGAUGUCUCGGAGAGGAUGGCUGUCCAGGAUCGAACAGAACCUAUCAAUCAUUAGCGGAUUUGGGGGAUGAAACAGGAGCGCGAUGACUAUAGUUAUACCGGUUGUCGUUUUUGUCUCCGAUGCUGUGUAGAGUUAGUAGGAGCUUUCCUUCCAUUCACAGAAGUUUUGGGAACAUCGCUGGUUUUUGCAUUUCUGACCGAUGAAGAUCCUUCUCUUUUCCAACUGCUCUUGGAUGGUCUGUCUUACUCUGAAAAUGAUCCUUGUGGUUCGUCGUACUUGUGUUUGAAGGAUGGACUUUGUAGGUUGUUAUAAGCUCUCCAUGAUUGGAAAGGGAAAGUUACUGUGAAUUUUAUUUUUUUCAUGGUGGUUUUGUGCAUGGUGGUACAAAUGUUAGUAUGACUCUGCUCUGUAAAAAUUUGUCUUGGCAAAGAGAUGGUAUCUAUGGGCUGGGGUUUUCAUCUUGUAGUGCAGGAAGGAUAUUCAGGAGAAGCACCACGCUGCUUUGUUGUUUGUUUUGUAUAUACUUGUGUAUUUGUAUUUGUAUUCGUAUUCAUAUUCGUAAUAAAUUAUUGUAAUUGCUCUA